AUGAGUGCCAACAGGACAACGUACACAGUAUCGCGCCGGCACCGAUCUCCAAGAACAUACCAGCAGCAGUACCCCAGCACUCGACUCAAGCGAUCAAACCAGUGCGCAGACAAGAGGGAGCGGCAAUUCGCUACCGCGCGCGACGACGCCACACUCACCUCUGCCUUACCACCGGCGAUCAACCGUGAGCGAAACGUGCCUGGUGUAGGACUCCGCGUGACUGGCAUGGCGGAUCUCAGCGCUGAAGUCGAGCACGUCGGUGGAUGCAAGAGCAGACGAACUGUCCUGGCGGUCAUCCAACACGGUUGGUUCAACGCUCACGGUGGGCUAACACCGCCACCCACCACCUUCACUGGACGCACGAGGGUACGAUCCAACCUCCAAGAUGUGUCCAUAUUCAAUGGUGCCGACGAUGCUGUCCGCAGCCCGCUUCUGUUGUCGGCAUUCCGAAACGGCAAGGAGUUGAAGGUAGAUCGCAAAAAGUCUAGUCCUGAAGUAGUAAGGCCAGCCUUUGCCGAACUUUCUGAUACAGACGCGAUUGACGUACCUAGCCUGAAGCGGAAGCAAGUGAAUGCUCGCACGGACGCCUUCGAGAAAGGGACAUUCGCAAUCUUCCUCUUGCUCUCCCUUCUGAAUCGAACACCCCAGGAUCCACCAUCGCCCCCACCCCAAAUCAACCUCGACGACCCCACAGCGCAACCAGCGUAUCUCAUUCGACGACACAACUGGCAAUCGACCACCCUAGAGGCGCUCUGCAAUCUCACACACUUCUCACCACUCGACUCGACCGUUCCGAACCACGGAAAUCUCCUCUAUCUUCCACAACAGCACAGCUUUGAACAUCAGAAAUGUCUUCAUUCACCCAAGGCGAGACUGAUGUCCGAAAAGAAGACCAAAUCUCGCCUCGGCAAGCUUGAGGAGCUUCUGGACGGCGAAGACUGGAAGUCGAUCGCGCUCAAGCUGUCAGGCCGUUCUGCGAUGGACGUCAUCCUCCACUACCACGGCACUAGAGCCAGGACGACUUCAUGGCUCUGGAAGCUACUCGAGAUCUCUGCACCAAGCCAUAUAGCCGCGAAGCGUCCUCGCGAAGAGUCGAGUGACGACAGCGAAGGUCCACCAUCCAAGCGCCAGGACAACAAGAAGCCUUCGCCCAAGCGGCGUGUGUCCAAUCAGUCCACUGCGUCGUCAUCGGCUGGUAGUUCCUCACUGGGCAACCGAGAGUCGUCUUCGCGUGAACAGACAGCAUCCCGUUCCGCUUCACCUGCCACUGAUGCUAGCUCAUCAGCACCGCAAGGAGCCGAACCGUCGGCCGUCCAGGCACAGGUUCCUACAGCUAGGUCGAUGUACGACCUUCCUGUUGCUGUGAGCCGGGAGAUUGCCAAAAAGGACGCAAAGAUCCAGAGUUUGACGGAAGAGAACAACAAGCUGAAGAGGCGGCUAGCAGAGAAGGAGAAAGAGAGCUUGCAAUCCAAGCUUUUGAGUUUGCAAGAGGAGCACAAGUAUCUUGAACUGAACAACAUUCCUCUCGAGCAGCACAACGAGAAGAUCAAGGCUGUGAAGGCAGACUCCGAAAAGAAACUUAAAGAUGCCAAGGACCUUGCCGACCAUCAGCAGGCCUUUCUACAGCGACAGCUCAAUGAGAGUGAAGAGAAGUAUCGGGAAGCGCAGAAGAAUCUUCGCAACACCAAGGAAGGCGGCUAUAAUACGAUCGACCGCUUGAGGAACGAGCGCAACCGAUUACGCGAGGCACUUGGCACGGAGGAUUGGACUCCCGAUGAGAUCAAUCUCGUCAAGAAGUCUUUUCGGCCAACUCGCGAUGCCACAUAUGGCGGUGAUCUCAAGAGUGGAUAUCGAUUCGAUCAAGCUGCCGUCAACAAUGCCUGCGAGAAAUAUGGCAUGAGCAUGAUCAGCCACGAGCACAGCUCUGAUCCCGAGAAGCGCAAGAAGUUCUUGCGAAACGCUACAGAUACGACACACCCACUGCUCCGAAACAGUAGAUUUUGUGGGCACACAUACAUCUGUCUUCACACCAUGAUGACAUUGCACCACAUCGCCUCGUACACAUCACUACAAACCAAGCCUAGACUCUCACAUAACCAUUAA
This is a messenger RNA of Pseudocercospora fijiensis CIRAD86, 2103 nucleotides long. RefSeq lists its product as uncharacterized. The coding region runs from base 1 to 2103 and encodes 700 amino acids. NCBI's taxonomy places the organism in Eukaryota, Fungi, Ascomycota, Dothideomycetes, Mycosphaerellales, Mycosphaerellaceae. The record is from RefSeq and is a predicted model, not a curated record. The transcript has 10 exons.